AUGGACUCGCUCCCCAGAGCCAACUACGACCCCCGGCGGGUCUGCCUGAACCCCUUCCCCGCCCUGAACCUCGGGAAGCACAGACGGGCCAUCGGAAUCUACCUCGCGGGCGGCCUGUUUGCGCUCGCGAAUUGGACGUUCCUCGAUGCGGCCAUCCUCUCCGCACACGCGCACCCGCCGUGGGACGAGCCACAGACCCCACCCCCGGUCCACGUCUCCUUCGUCGACUGGGUCCCGGGCAUCUGCUCGCUCCUGGGCAUGCUCGUCGUCAACCUCAUCGACAAGGACAGAGUACGCGGCGAGGAGGGCUUCGGCGAUGGCGGCGCGGUGUGGCGGGCGCGGCUCAUACUCUUCAUCGGUUUCGCGCUCAUGGCGGGCGGUCUUGCGGGUAGCGUCACUGUCCUCGUGCUCAAAUACGUCAUGCAAGACUACUUGGAACAGUACACCUACUACGGCUACGCCAACGUUUCACAAAACGUUGCGCUCAUGCUCUCGGCCAUCGUCCUUUGGAUUUCACAAAGCACCCAUAGCGAGUACGAGUACAGCCUUUCUAUUUAA
Molecule: messenger RNA, 558 nt
Organism: Fibroporia radiculosa
Lineage: Eukaryota; Fungi; Basidiomycota; Agaricomycetes; Polyporales; Fibroporiaceae
Exons: 3
Coding region: 1-558 (185 amino acids)
Biological process (GO): late endosome to vacuole transport via multivesicular body sorting pathway; protein targeting to vacuole
Cellular component (GO): fungal-type vacuole membrane; Vps55/Vps68 complex
Source: RefSeq, a predicted model, not a curated record